Messenger RNA from Aspergillus calidoustus, 1665 nucleotides. The record is from the annotation of a GenBank genome assembly. Lineage: Eukaryota; Fungi; Ascomycota; Eurotiomycetes; Eurotiales; Aspergillaceae.
AUGGACGAAAUCAAGGCGUCUCGCACAGAACGGGAGGUCGUCGACCCCCUCAAGCCCUCAAUGACCGGCACCGUGGGCAUCAGCGAUGAGAUACUCGCCCAGAUGUCGGACAAAAUCCAGGACUUCACCCAAACGAUGGAACGCGCCCACCGCGCUUCCGAGUUUGAACACAGUAUGACCAAUGCCGAGGCUGUCAAACUCUACCCCAAGGCCAUAGCCUGGUCAUUUCUCAUCAGUCUCUCGAUUAUCAUGGAAGGGUACGAUACCUCACUCUUGGGCUCAUUCUACGCCUACCCUACGUUCGCGAAGAAGUUUGGCUCGUGGGAUGAAGGCUCGCAGACCUAUCAGGUCACCUCGGCCUGGCAAUCAGGCCUUCAGAAUGGAACCCAAGUCGGUCAGAUCAUGGGAUUGAUGGUGGCUGGCCUCAUUGCCGACCGGUUCGGGUACAAGAAGACAAUGUUCGGGGCCAUGGUUAUCCUGUGUGGAUUCAUCUUCCUCAUGUUCUUUGCGCAAAACGUCGGCAUGCUCUUCGCCGCUGAGCUGCUGUGUGGCCUUCCUUGGGGUGCUUUCCAGACCUUAUCCGUGACCUAUGCGGCCGAAGUGGCGCCCACGAUUUUGCGACCCUACCUGACCGCGUACGUGAACCUCUGCUGGGUGACAGGACAAUUCAUUUCGAUUGGCGUCCUCCGCGGUCUCCUACACCGAACUGACGAGUGGGGCUGGCGAAUUCCCUACGCUAUUCAAUGGGUGUGGCCGUUGCCAAUCAUGGUGGGCCUCCUUUUCGCACCGGAAAGCCCCUGGUGGUUGGUGCGCCACAACCGACUUGAUGAAGCAAGACGCUCUCUCCUGCGCUUAACAACUCGUGAAAACAGGCGCUAUGACCCAGAUGACGCAAUCGCCUUGAUGGUGGUCACGAACACUCAGGAGGAACUCAGCCGGGAGGGGGUUUCGUACUGGGACUGCUUCCGAGGCACCAACCUUCGACGAACUGAGAUAGCCUGUGCCUCCUGGAUGUCACAAUGCUUGACUGGGAUAUGGUUUGGGGGCAAUAUAACGUAUUUUCUUCAACAGCAGGGAUUUAGCGCAGACCAGUCGUUCAAUUUUGGUCUGGGGUUGAACGCACUGGCAUUUUUGUCGACCCUUGGCUCAUGGUUCGUUAUGCGGUGGGUAGGGCGGCGUAAACUCUAUCUCUGCGGCACAGGAACAAUGCUUUCAGUUCUUCUGAUCGUUGGUUUUAUGGGUAUACCGGCCAGCAAUGCGGGAAUCAGCUAUGCCUCAGCAGCGAUGUUGAUGCUCUUCGUCCUCGCCUAUGACCUCACAGUUGGCCCCGUGUGCUACGCCCUUGUCUCUGAGAUUCCAUCUACUCGUCUGCGGAUCAAGAGCGCGGUUUUAGCUCGAAAUGCGUACAACAUCACAACCAUCGGAGCAAAUUUCCUGAAUCCGCCGAUCCUCAACCCGACGGCCUGGAACCUGCGGGGCAAAGGUGGCUUCAUCUGGGCUGGAUUCUGCUUCCUUUGUUUGGUUUGGAUGUACUUUCGUCUUCCUGAGCCAAGUGGCCGUACCCCGAGUGAGUUGGAUGUGCUCUUUGAGAAUAAGAUCUCGGCGAGGAAGUUCAGUGAGACGGAGGUGGAUACGUUCCGGUCUGUGGCGAUGCAGGAGCAUUGA